Molecule: messenger RNA, 1465 nt
Organism: Diatraea saccharalis (sugarcane borer)
Lineage: Eukaryota; Metazoa; Arthropoda; Insecta; Lepidoptera; Crambidae
Source: the annotation of a GenBank genome assembly
AUGUUUAGUGGGAUAAAAAGUAUCCUAUUAUCAAAGUCAGCUAACACCUUAUCUGUAUACCAAAUUUUAUCAAAAUCCGGUCUACAAUCAAUGUAUCAGCGCUUUAAAUCACCUUACAUCGGAAUUUGGCUGUUCUGGCGACCAGCGUUGAUCAUCAACUCGCCUGAGAUCGCUCAGAGGGUUCUCAUAAAGGACUUUGACGUAUUCAGGAACAGAUUACUUGGGAGCGGAUCCAGUAAAGUUGACCCUAUUGCAGGGUUGAAUUUAUUCAUGGUCAAUGAACCGACGUGGUCAAAAAUGAGGCGACCAUUGACGUCACUAUUUACAUCUGCAAAAAUAAAAACAUUCCAUAAUCUUUAUAACACGAAGACUAAGGACUUGGUGCGAAGAAUUGCGCAGAGUCUCGAUGAGAAUAAGCCAAACGAAUUAAGGAAUAUGUUCUCUGACUUUACCACUGACAUCAUCGGUAUAGCUGCCUUCGGCGUGGAGAGCAACGCCACCAUCACAGGCGAUGGUCCAUUGAGAUCUAUCACAAAGGACUUCAUGAAAUUUAGUGCUUUAAGAGGCUUUGCUUUCAUUUCUGUGAUGUCCUUUUUAUUUUCUUUGUUUAUAAAAUUUUAUUUGAUUAUGUCCCACGUCGACUUGCAAAUGUUGUACACUGCAGCUGUACUUAAUGAAAAUUUUUCAGUUGUUUAUGAGAUUCUUGUUUUUCUGAAUACUGUCUCUAGUCUAACAUUCGUGAAUGUUGAAUGCUAUGCCAUCAGUUCGCAAAAUCAUUUAUAUUAUCUUCCUACUUCAUAUGCUAUUUUAGUUAUGGACGAGGACUUGUUUAUUGCCCAAGCAGUAAUUAUGCUCCAAGGUGGAUUUGAUACUACGUCAGCCGCGAUGAGCUUUUUUACUUAUGAAUUAGCACACUGCUCUGAAGUGAAGUUAUACAAAGAAUUGACAAAAGCAAAAGAGGAUUUGGGAGAGAAAGAACUCGAUGCCAGUGUAUUAAGUGAAUUGGUUUAUUUCAAUUGUGUCAUUAAAGAAACAUUAAAAAAAUAUACUUCAAUGGGGUGGCUGGAUCGGAUUUGCGAUAGAGAUUACAGGAUUGACGAUAAUUUGACCAUCUCUAAGGGUACUACUGUUUACGUGAACUCUAUGGGAAUGCACGGAGACCCUGAAAUUUACUAUGACCCUGACAACUUUCACCCUGAAAGAUUUCUACCUGAGAACUGGGAUAGCAAGAAGCCUUUUAUGCCUUUCGGAGAAGGACCACGAAGUUGUAUAGGUCGGCGUUUUGCUUAUCGUACGAUGUGGUAUGGUCUAUCUAAAAUUCUACUGAUGUACGAGCUAAAGCCAAUACCAGGUUCUAAAAGACCGAAUGAUGUUAAAGCUGAUAGUAGGAGUCUCUUUUUAGUGCCAGGAGAAGAUAUUUUUGUUAAAUUUGUGCCUAGAGAACGUAUUAAUGUCGAAUAACUUA